Molecule: messenger RNA, 3054 nt
Organism: Aspergillus welwitschiae
Lineage: Eukaryota; Fungi; Ascomycota; Eurotiomycetes; Eurotiales; Aspergillaceae
Product: Zn(II)2Cys6 transcription factor
Exons: 4
Coding region: 1-2565 (854 amino acids)
Biological process (GO): positive regulation of transcription by RNA polymerase II
Cellular component (GO): nucleus
Molecular function (GO): transcription cis-regulatory region binding; DNA-binding transcription factor activity, RNA polymerase II-specific; zinc ion binding
Source: RefSeq, a predicted model, not a curated record
AUGGAAAACAUCAAUAUCCCUUCCCCAUCUGCUAUUCUAGACAUCCAACGUCCCUCCACGUCGGCUGAUGGGCUUUCCAACCCAUCUGUAUCUCCCAAGAAUUCGUCUGCAAGCCAGCGAGGUGCUGCCAAAGAUCGCAGCAAGCCAAAGCAGACCAAGAGCCGUAACGGCUGCAAAACUUGCAAGGACAAGCGACUGAAAUGUGACGAGACCAAACCAAGUUGUAUUCAAUGUAGGAAGCGAAACGUGACAUGUGAAGGAUACAUAAAGAAAUUCCAAUGGCGCAACGGCUAUUGGCAGAAAAAUCUGAAUGGGGGCACAAAUGGCAGUGCAAAUUCAAAAAAAGCUAUCCAAUAUCAGUCUAAUGAGAACUCAAGUUCAGAAACUUCAGGGUCAUCCAUCCCACAACACCAAUCCAGGGCAUCAAAGUCACAGCAAGCUGCGUCUAGUCUUCCUUCUUUGGGCUCAGGGUCUUUUAUGGGUCUUGCUGACCUGACCUCGAAAAAUGCAUUGCCUUCAAAACGCACGAACAGGCAUUCAUUUAGCGACAAGGAUUCUUUUGGCAAUCCAGAAGUGUUUGUUGGUCAGCUAACGCCAGUGAGCUUCGAUGAAGACAUUCUCGCGUCGUCAUUUACAGAUAUCUCGCCUUCAGACCAGAUUUCAUGGAUUUCUGAUGCCUCAUUGGUUGCAGUAGAGCAAAAGUCGGAGACUGAGCGCGAGCCCAAACGUGACCUUGGGCGCAACAAUUCCUAUGCACAAGAUGGUUUUAGCUUCGAAGAAUUGAUGGAAAUUGAUGAUGAGGAUAUCGAGGAGAUAGUACGAAGGCCCGACCGAAGUAUGAAGUCCGGGCGGCCGGAAAACGCAGACAUGAAUGUCGCACCGCAUCACGGACUGUUCAACAUCUGCAGGGAGCCCAACCUCGGCGUUGCAAGCCCAGAGAUGUUGGUUUUGCAAUUUGACAGGGUGACGUGCGGGAUACUGUCUGUAAAGGAUGGUAUUCAUGAGAAUCCGUGGCGUACUUUGAUCUGGCCAUUGGCCAAGGAGACUCCGGCUUUGUAUCAUGCUGUGUUUUCGCUUGCUGCCUUUCAUUCAAGCAAAGAGGUUCCAGCCUUGAGAGUUCAUGGUGUGGAUCACAUGCGCCAGAGCAUCACCCACCUAGUGCACGACAUACGGAACAUGAGGGUUGAUGCAGCAUUAGCCACGAGCCUGGCGCUUGCUUUUGCUGAUACCUGGGACCAACACACUCGUACCUGCAUUCAGCAUCUGAAAGGUGCCAAAGCACUGGUCUCGCAAGUGGUGGGGCUUGGUGCUCAAAGCGAGAUGCGUGGGAUUAACCUGAGCAGGGUGCGUUUCCUUUACAACACCUGGCUGUAUAUGGACGUAAUUGCUCGCCUGACCUCUCGUGAAGAAUCGGGGGAUCAGGAGGUGGAUGCACCCUUUUUCCAACCCCCAAGCCACGCUGUACAUGAGAUUGAUCCUUUGAUGGGCUGUGCAACGACACUUUUCCCUCUAAUCAAUCAAGUGGCUCGGUUGGUUCAGCGUGUUCGCAAGACGGCAUCCAAUUCCAUCUCGCUUAUCUCGCAAGCCAUAGAGCUGAAAAGGCUUGUUGAGCAGUGGGAACCCCCGCAAUUCUUCGAGCCCCCAGAGGACCCAUCUUCCGAAGUCCAACAUAGUAUUCAAACAGCCCAUGCUUAUCGCUGGGCAACACUACUAUACCUUCACCAGGCGGUACCUGAGAUGCCGUCGGAGCCGACCUCCGAGCUUGCCAAACGCGUGCUGAUCUUGUUGGCUACCGUUCCUUCCAGUUCUCGAACCCUAAUCAUCCAGAUGUUCCCUCUGCUGGCGGCAGGGUCCGAAGCAGAGCAAGAGGAUGAUCGUCAGUGGGUGUUGAGCCGGUGGGAGUCUAUUCAAACGCGCCUCAUGCUGGGCUCAAUCGAUCGCUGCAUUGAGAUAGUCCGCGAAGUCUGGGCCCGCAGGGAUGCGUUCGAAGAUGAGAAACAACGGUUGCGGGGAUCGUCUGGGCGCGGGGCCAACUCUGUCAUGGAGACUUUGACGAAUGAUAGAGUACCUCUCACUAGCCUUAAGUCGAAUGAUCAAAUGGUCCGUAGUACCUACGCCAAGGAGCCAUGGAGAAGGACGAUCCAGGAGGAAUGGUUGGCCUCUAAGGCUACUAUUGGACACUCACGACGGAGCUCCGCCAUGUCCCCGUUGGAGAAUAUUGAAUUCGAAAAGACAGUUCGCGGCAGGUUGCACUGGAUUAACGUAAUGCAGGAUUGGGGAUGGGAAGUGUGUUCGACACGAGCGCAUCUUCAUCACAGGGCGGGGGCGGCCACCACAAUCGUUAUUCUUGCUUCCUUUCCGGCAUGGCUGCUCUCGCUGGGCUGUUUCGUCGGAAUUACUCGAGCUGGUAUUCGUCUCGGAGUCUUCGGCUGGAUCCUCUGUUGGAGAAGCUGGGGGCUUAUUCUUAGCCAGAUACGAUCGGAGAGAGGCCAGAUAAGGCUCCAGAUCGCUCGUUAUGGACACGGUAGUAGCCAUGGUUGCGAGGGCUGUACAAUGAUUGCCUGAAGACGAUGGAAGGGUUGAUGGCGCGACGGAGAAUAUAUGUCUUUUUGGAAUUGUUUGAAUGGGUCUUGUCGCGCGCGGGGUCUUACAAAUCUGGAGCUUGAAAUCAGCAAGGCGUUCUGCGAUGAGUGUAGCGAAUAGUCACAUUCUUUACGGGACUACCUGGACGUUUGGUCAGAUCCCGGGGUGCUUUCUUUUCGGAAUGAAUUAUUGUCGAGCUAUGGCGCGUCGGUAUAUGAUCUUGAGUGUCGCUAGGGAAGAGAAAGAUUUCUGGCCGGGAUUACUGGCAGACUGGAUGGCGCAUGGGACAGACGAUAGCAGUUCGCAAGGGGAGUGUACUAGGAGUACUAAGACCGACUUUCUGGCGAUUUGAAUAUAGGUCUGAAUGGGGGCAGACAGGCGACAGCAGGCGGGCAGUCAGCAGUCAGUCGCAGUGGACAGUUUUUGAUGAUUUGUUCGAUCGUAUACAACUGUCUACAAGAUGAACAGUCG